AUGAAUUCUGCCACGUUUGUGUUCACAGUGUUACAAGCUUGUCACUUGGUGGCUAUCGAUCAAAGACGCAUCUACAAGGGAGUGGACGACUCCGAGGGGAAGUACCCUUACGUAGUAGCACUUAUCAAGUACUAUAGACGAGGUACCGGCACCCUCAUCGCACCCAACUGGGUUCUAACCGCGGCACGCUGCCUCACCUCCGCCACACACAUACAAUUCGGCGACAUGACGAUACCCUUCGAAGUUACUGAAUCCAAACGACUGGUCCUACAGACGGAGCAACCACCAUCCACUAACAUGCUGGGGCCGGACCUAGGACUCAUAUGUGUUAAUACGGUGCCCAUGAAGACGUACGCCAUGGUCUCAGCAGUUGACUACAAGGUGAUUGAAGGUCACGCCGUCGAGUUCGCUGGCUACGGGUUCACACAGAAAGAAUGGUCCAAAGAUAUCGAAACGAAUUUCAAAAAGGACCAGGUUAGGCCACUCCAGCUCGGCUCUGGCCUCGCGACUGCUUGUAAGACGAAUGGUUACUUAUUCGGGCCGUUUUUGUGCGCAGCUCCGAAGUGCUCCAACGCGGAACAAAUGACACUGCCAGGCGACCCGGGCGGCCCGCUGUUCUACGACGGCAAGGUGGCAGCUGUCCACAUUGGCAGCCAGACCAUGACCUCCGUCCGCCACUACACGCCUCUCAGCCCCUACCUCAGCUGGAUACAGAAGGUCAUUACUACACCACAUAAAUUCCAUGUAAUACAGAGGACGAGGGACCUCAACGAUACUUCAAGUCAGGACUUGAAGAAUGUUUCUAAUUACCUUUACGGUCUAAAAAGUAGAGUGAAAAUGUAUAGAGAGAAAUUGAUGUCAGUUUUGAGACGAGAGCUAGCAUAG
Messenger RNA from Helicoverpa zea (corn earworm), 885 nucleotides. Its product is annotated as serine protease ami-like. Gene Ontology annotation, molecular function: serine-type endopeptidase activity. Lineage: Eukaryota; Metazoa; Arthropoda; Insecta; Lepidoptera; Noctuidae. Bases 1 to 885 code for a protein of 294 amino acids. The record is from RefSeq and is a predicted model, not a curated record. Gene Ontology annotation, biological process: proteolysis. The transcript has a single exon.